AUGGCGCCGUCGCUCGAAACACCAGAGUCUGUCGACGACGUUUUCGCCAAUCCGAUAAAGCAAAAGCCACAACUGGUUGCGCCAGAACCUCAAAACUGUGUCGGGCCCGACUCACAGCAAGCCGGUAAAGCGGACUCAUGCGCCGGAUGCCCGAACCAGGCUAUCUGCGCUUCAGCGCCAAAAGGACCUGAUCCUGAUAUUCCAGUCAUCUCUGCGCGUCUGGAGAAUGUCAAGCAUAAGAUUCUAGUGCUGAGCGGAAAGGGUGGCGUGGGCAAGAGCACAUUUACCUCACUAUUGGCUCAUGCCUUUGCGACAAAUCCGGACAGCACCGUGGGCAUCAUGGAUACAGAUAUCUGUGGACCCAGUAUUCCAAAGAUGAUGGGCGUUGAGGGAGAAACAGUCCAUGUUAGCGGUACAGGAUGGUCACCUAUCUGGGUUAUGGACAACCUUUCCGUUAUGAGCAUUCAGUUUCUACUACCGAACCGGGACGACGCUGUGAUCUGGAGAGGUCCCAAAAAGAACGGUCUUAUCAAGCAAUUCCUCAAGGAUGUGGAAUGGGGCGACCUUGACUUCCUGCUUGUUGACACACCUCCGGGUACCAGCGAUGAACAUCUCAGUGUGAACUCAUUCCUCAAGGGUAGUGGCAUCGAUGGUGCUGUUAUGGUCACAACACCACAAGAAGUCUCACUUCUAGACGUACGAAAGGAAAUAGAUUUCUGCCGCAAGGCUGGAAUCAGGGUACUGGGUCUUGCUGAGAACAUGAGCGGCUUCGUUUGCCCCAAGUGUUCAAAUGAGAGUCAAAUCUUCAAGGCUAGCACAGGAGGAGGACGAGCUUUGGCUGAGGAGAUGGGCAUUCCAUUCUUGGGAUCAGUGCCCUUGGAUCCCAGAAUUAGGAUGGCGUGUGAUUAUGGAGAGAGUUACUUUGACUCAUUCCCAGAUAGUCCGGCAUGCAUUGCCUUCCAAGGAGUAGUUAAGAAUCUUGCAGCGCAAAUGGGAUUGAAUUCCCAAGAUGUGCUGCCAGACGAGUAG
Messenger RNA from Fusarium coffeatum, 1029 nucleotides. RefSeq lists its product as uncharacterized. The coding region runs from base 1 to 1029 and encodes 342 amino acids. Gene Ontology annotation, molecular function: ATP-dependent FeS chaperone activity; 4 iron, 4 sulfur cluster binding; ATP binding. Lineage: Eukaryota; Fungi; Ascomycota; Sordariomycetes; Hypocreales; Nectriaceae. The transcript has a single exon. Gene Ontology annotation, cellular component: cytosol. The record is from RefSeq and is a predicted model, not a curated record. Gene Ontology annotation, biological process: iron-sulfur cluster assembly.